Molecule: messenger RNA, 2631 nt
Organism: Monopterus albus (swamp eel)
Lineage: Eukaryota; Metazoa; Chordata; Actinopteri; Synbranchiformes; Synbranchidae
Gene: fzd8a
Product: frizzled class receptor 8a
Exons: 1
Coding region: 357-2129 (590 amino acids)
Biological process (GO): canonical Wnt signaling pathway; non-canonical Wnt signaling pathway
Cellular component (GO): plasma membrane
Molecular function (GO): Wnt-protein binding; Wnt receptor activity
Source: RefSeq, a predicted model, not a curated record
GGUGGGACGAGCAGAUGUAACGCAGUCGCUGUGUUUUGAAGAAAGAAAGGAGGGCCACAUUUUUCUAUUUAUAGCGAUCGGCUGACAGCACUUUGUUUACGGAUACUGGGAGCAGCUUCCAUAAGAAGAGAGAAUCUCCUCUCAGCCAUCUUGAGUGCUGCUCGCCACCCUGAAGGCUGUUUUGUCCUCUCCUCCUCCUCCUCCUCCUCAGCCGAAAGUAAACAAGGCUUGCACAUUGCUUGCAACUCUGUGCAAGAUCCUGAGAGAAGCGAGAUGGGUUCACAGCGCAACAUCUAGUCGUACCAGAGACAAAAGCAGACAGUUCAGAGGAUUUAUUGUUGUUUAUACAAUUGCAGAUGAGGGGGAUACCACACGCUGGAGAGAUGGACCUGCUUGGGAUUUACCUGUUCCUCUCAGUCGCUCUCCUACCCCGAUCCAGCUGCACCACGGCCAAGGAGAUCACCUGCCAAGAGAUAACCGUGCCCCUGUGUAAGGGGAUCGGCUACAACUAUACCUACAUGCCUAAUCAGUUUAACCACGAUACGCAGGACGAGGCGGGACUGGAGGUGCACCAGUUCUGGCCUCUGGUUGAGAUCCAGUGUUCACCGGACCUGAAGUUCUUUCUGUGCAGCAUGUACACACCGAUCUGCCUGGAAGACUACAAAAAACCCCUCCCGCCGUGCCGGAGCGUGUGUGAGAGAGCCCGGACUGGCUGUGCUCCUCUCAUGAGGCAGUACGGCUUUCCCUGGCCGGACAGGAUGAAGUGUGACUUGCUGCCGGUGCAAGGCAACCCUGACACGCUGUGCAUGGACUACAACAGGACCGACUCCACAACAGUCUCCCCUGUCCUCUCAAAACCCACCAGCCAUCCCGGUAAGGGUUACAAUCCACCUAAAAAUAAGCCCAGCAGACCCGGCGUGCCUGGGAAAUACAAGCCGCCGGGUGCUCCGUGUGAGCCCGGAUGCAAGUGUCUGGAGCCCAUGGUACCAGUGAACACAGGCCGGCACCCCCUGUACAACCGUGUCAAAACGGGACAGAUUACUAACUGCGCCAUGCCGUGCCACAACCCCUAUUUUACGCACAAUGAGAGAGCUUUCACCGCCUUUUGGAUUGGACUUUGGUCAGUGUUGUGUUUUGUGUCAACUUUUGCCACCGUUGCCACUUUCCUCAUCGACAUGGAGCGCUUCAAAUAUCCAGAGAGACCCAUAAUCUUCCUCUCAGCCUGUUACAUGUUUGUUUCAAUCGGCUACAUUGUCAGACUAGUCGCUGGACACGAGAAAGUGGCGUGCAACCGGGAGUUUGACCUGGAGCACAUUCACUAUGAGACCACCGGCCCAGCACUCUGCACUGUAGUCUUCCUCUUAAUUUACUUUUUCGGCAUGGCCAGCUCUAUCUGGUGGGUCAUCCUGUCUCUGACCUGGUUUCUUGCAGCUGGGAUGAAAUGGGGCAACGAGGCGAUCGCCAGUUACUCCCAAUACUUCCACCUGGCCGCCUGGCUCAUCCCCAGCAUGAAGUCCAUUGUGGUUCUGGCGCUGAGCUCUGUGGAUGGAGACUCUGUGGCAGGCAUCUGCUACGUGGGGAACCAAAACCUUGACAACCUGCGAGGCUUUGUUCUGGCCCCUUUGGUGAUUUAUUUAUUCAUAGGCACUAUGUUUCUCCUGGCCGGAUUUGUGUCUCUGUUCAGGAUCCGCAGCGUCAUAAAACAAGGUGGCACAAAAACGGACAAACUAGAGAAGCUGAUGAUUAGAAUAGGCAUCUUCACAGUGCUCUAUACCGUGCCAGCAACGAUUAUAGUCGCCUGUUACUUUUACGAGCAGCACAACAGGCAGAGCUGGGAGAUCACACACAACUGCUCCAACUGUUUAUUAGAGCGGGACCGUCGGAGCCCGGACUACGCAGUUUUUAUGCUCAAGUACUUUAUGUGCCUUCUAGUAGGCAUCACGUCCGGAGUUUGGAUCUGGUCUGGUAAAACCCUGGACUCUUGGAGGACUUUCUGCACCAGGUGCUGCUGGGGCAGUAAAGGCACCAGCGGCUCUAUGUACAGCGACGUGAGCACCGGACUGACGUGGAGGUCAGGCACGGCCAGCUCCGUGUCUUGCCCUAAGCAGAUGCCAUUGUCCCAGGUUUGAAUGAGAAAACAAAAGCAGCUUAUGAAGACUGCUAAUUAUUUGGGGGAUAACCCAUUACCCUCUGUCUUAAGCAAUUUGCAUAGUAAUGAACUACUGCUGAGGCAUCCCCCUCCUUUACUCCCAAACAUUUACACACACCUCUAUGAGGAGAACUGGUUGAAACAGUGCACCUGGCAUUCACACAGGUAACUUCCUCACUCUUUAGGUACAGGUAUUGGGGCUUUUAAAAGAAACUGGGCAUUAGCUACUUGUAGGUAGAGAGAGUUUUAAUUGCAAAAAGCAUUUGGGUUUUUUAAUUAUCAUUUUUUCUACAUAGUGCCAGAUAACGUUGUAUACUUCAGUCACAUCAAAGAUAGUUCAAAAUAAGCCUAAAUAGUGCCUAAGUAUUUUACGGGUCAUUCAUUUUGUAAUUUCAAAUGUAUUUAUAAAGCAUAUGUAAAAACGUGUAUUUGUGCAUAAAGAGGUUUAUAAGUUAAUUGUAAAUUUGUACAAAGUAUAGAUC